Rotaria sp. Silwood2 is the source of this 1338-nucleotide messenger RNA. The record is from the annotation of a GenBank genome assembly. NCBI's taxonomy places the organism in Eukaryota, Metazoa, Rotifera, Eurotatoria, Philodinida, Philodinidae.
AUGUGUUACUUGAAGGUAAGUAUUUUCUAUGUUUAUCGUGAUAACCUUGAUUUUUUAAUUUUAAUUGAAGGAAUAUGUCAACGAGAAUUAAAAUUGCUUUUUAAACAUAUUCAUCAACAAAAAUUCUCAAAUCUUCUUUCACUCGCUUCAAUGAUACGUAAUUUUCAAUAUGGUAGUAAGGAAUCAUCUCCAUCAAAUACAUUUAAUCUCUCGUCUGAGGACAACGAGGUGAAAUUUCGUGCAUCAGCAAGUGAAAUGUUAGUUCUUUUUAAAUACAUUCCAAUCAUUUUUUAUCAAGCUCGUCUUAUUGAAUUACUAUCUGCAUCAUUAUGUUGGCUUUCAUUUCUUUUACUUCGUGAAAUAGUUUCUAUUUCAUUUGCUUCUGAAAUUGACAUGAUGACUAUUGAAAAUCUUGAAAAGCUUGUUACUCAUUAUUUACUUACAUUUGAUAAUGCUUAUGGUUACGCCCAAAGAAUUCCAAAACAUCAUUUGUUAGUUCAUUUCGGUGCACAGAUGAGCCGAUUUGGGCCAUUAAGAUUUACUAGUUGCAUGGAAUAUUUAAUGCAACAAUGUCUAUUAGAAUGUACACCGAUGUUUUUUCAGAUGUCAUUUUUACUUACUGGUCUUGUUCAAUUCGGUGAUGAAACAGAAAUGGUCGACAUUUAUGUUGGCUCUAGUUUAGCUGAUGUACAUGCUCAAUUAGUGGCACCAUUUGAUUUAGAUCCGAAUCAAUGUAUCAUUCAAGACAAUUUACGUGAAUUACCACCUCUUCCAUUAUCACAUAUGUUACCAUCUUUUCCAAUUCAAAUAAAAUCUGCAGUUGCUUCAGGUAAUGAUCUUCUUAUUCGAAAACUAUCUCGUCGAAUACGUGACCUUCGGAGUCAAAUUAAAAGAAAUUCUUAUAAAAGACCAAGAUUUCUUGAUUGGGAUAGCAAUCGAUAUACAGAAAAUGUAAGUCAAACAGAUUCACCAGUUAUUGAUCCAACAACGAUUGCUGAUUCAAGUCAAUUAAAAGAAUUUAUUACAAAAUUGAAUGAUGCAUUUGACAACAAUCAAAUGACGAAAGGCACAACAACUCAAAUAAUUAUCGAGUCUUUUCGUCUUCGUCGUUGCUAUUUACAAUUUGGUCAAAGCACGCAAAAAAUUUUAAACGAAAUGCGCUUUUCACAACACAUUGCAUUUAUAAAAUUGGAAUUUGAACUUAUUACUAAAGUGUCGUUAUUAGUUGCUACGCAACGAAUUCGGAAAUUUCUAGAUAAUAUUAUUUCAUAUGAAAUGUAUGGUCAAUUACCAGAUGACCAUAUAUGUACAACCAGUAUUAAACCAGGAACUAUAUAA